AUGGUACAAUUUUUAAGUCACAAAAAUCCAUAUUAUUGAUGUAAUUAACGGUAAAAGUUGGAUUUUUAAAAGUAUGUGUGUGCCUUAUUCAUUGGAAUGGAGGGAGUAGUACGGUUGGCUCUUCUAUUACUAAUUUUUAGAACCUUCUCUCUAUCUCUUUCCUCAUAUGUAUUACAUUUGCAUAGGAGCACGCGUUAAGGUUGGCUCUUACAUAAGAGCCGACUCCCGUCAUUUGUCAUGUCUAUCUCCUCCACAUAAGUAAAAGUGUUAUGUAAGAGGAUUAUAGGCUCUUUAUUAUACUUGCUCUAUUGAUUGUUAGAUUCUCGGUGGUAGCUAACAUGUGGCAUAUUCUUGCCUCGAUGUCUUUGACGACAUUAUAAUAAAAUAUUGGUUGUGUACAUCUUGCGGAUACAAAAGGCCGGGAGGCUAAUCCUUCCAUAAUAUACUUCUAUAUAACACACGUCUUCUAAUAAAUUUAAAUAUUUAAGGGUAUGGCACAUGUGUCAGGUGGCUCUAAGGGCCAUUUGGUUUGUCCCAAUGCUUGCUUUGCCAAUCAUGGCCUCGCUAAAUAUUUGGUGGAAGAUAUUUUCUAACAUGGCGUUAGAGGGCAAUGGUCCAAACAGCCCGGAGAAUCCACAAGAAUUUACUAGGCUCCAAAAUAGAAGCAAUUUUACAAGGUCUUGGGCAUCAUAAUUUAAGUCCCGAUCUCAUUUAAAAUUGGACUUAAUCAAAGUUCUAAGUCCACUUGUAUCUACAUGAUGGUGCCAUUAUAUCUAUAAAAAAAGUGAGGACUUCUUUGAUUAAGGAAUUUCUUCCUUACACUACUACAGAGUAGAAUAGCACUGAUUGGCCAAAUCUUAUCAUCACUGACGCGUUUUUGGCCCAUCUGUGGCUAGGGGCUAAUGAUGACUUCCCCAAGGUAGGUGGGCGACAUGGCCGAUCAGUGAUGAUUUCUAAACACAUAUUGCUGGCAGGUUAGUGAUAACAUCUCCAAUAAUUUACAUUCUAGGCUUUUCUUUUCGUUCUGGUACCAGCCAAGGAAUUGAAAUUGACAAAAGGGCAUAGACACAAAAUAUACAGGCACACAUCAUAUAUUUGGACAAGCACUUUACUAUUCAUAACUCAGAUUCAUAUACUUGGAGUUCACACCCAACAUGCACAUUAAUUGAACACACUUCGUAGCUAACGUAUUGAACAUACUUGUAAAACCUACACAUAUAAGCUUGUUGUAUUUGCGCUCAUACUAUGUUGUCAUCCCAAGUAAUUCACCCAUUUAGGACAGUAUAACCGCAUCUAAAGCGAGCUCUCUCAGCCCUUCAACGUCUCUGGCCGUCGGAUUUGCAUUAGAUUAGUUCCUGGCCGUCAGAUCUUCCUCUAAGUGGCAGUUUAUCGCGAUCUGAGCUGGCUGUCCUAAUAGGCCGCUAUUCUGGAAACUUUUUUGGAGGCCUGUGGUUAAUUGGGCUUUUACAGGAAGCCCAUUUAGGUAGAAAACAAUCCGACGCUGCGCUUUAUCUCCGUAAGAAAAACUGUUUGCUCAAACAGGUGGAAAUGGAUUGGUGGGGGCUCGAUCUCAUACAGGGAUGCCGGCGACGCGGCGACGCAGGCGGUCCCCGAUGGGAUCCAGUGUUUGCUGGUCUUCCCAGUGGAUCGAGCCGAGGCGCUCAAGGCGAUCCAGCGGCGCGCGGCCUUCUCAGUGGAUCCAGCCGAAGCGCGCCAGGUAAUCAUCCUAGGGUUUGGAGUUGGUGACCGAGGAGGAGGCGGCACCGGCGAUGGUGCGCAAGCCGUGCACGAGGCUACGGUGACUCCACAAAGUCUGCUCCGCUCUCCCCGACCCUCGACUGCGUGCUCUCCGAUCUGCACUCCCUCCUUCUCUCCACGCUCGUUGCAUCGCUGCCCUCCCCAUCACCAUGGCGACGAUGUGAGUUUCAGUGUGCCCAGCUCAUCCCGUGUUCGAUUGGGCUGGGGUGCUCAUGGCGGCGCUGGAAGGAAUCUCCUAGCCAAAUUUUAGCACGGAGGCGCCUUCCAGAGCACCUUUCCGCUGGUAGUGAUGUCCGGCGGCGUGAGGACAAGGUGAGGCUUCAACGAAUCAUCCAUGGAUUCGACGAUUUCAAGGUUUCAAUGGAUUAAAUCUGAGAACAUAAUUCUCGAAAUGGAGGAGGUUCAAUUGGUGUUCCUGGAGAUGACAAGAAAGAUCAUUCAAGGGAAGAGGAUUUGUUGCGAGAGAGUCGGAUGCCGGCGCGGACGAUCCCCUCAAUGGACUCAUUGCAGCAUCACGAAGACACAGGCAACGGUGCUACUGCUGAUGGUAGAGAGGAGAUCAACGGCAAGGGAGGCAAGGGAAAAACUGAGGGUCAAAGAGGGGUUUACAACUAGGUAUAAAGCUUCACGAGGACUCAUCUUCUUGGAAUGGAAGAUGAUCAGUUACUGGUGCUUGUGAAUAUUUGCGGAAGUACAGUAGCCUGUAGCUUUGUAGGCGUUGAACUAAAUACCAAUCCAAGUAGGUGCGAAAGGAAGAUAAUAUAGGUUUUGAUCCGCCAAAAGGUCUAUUUAUUCCCAUUUCAGUUAAUAUUUACCUCGAAAACAUUGCAUGAACUCCUGCGCAUAUUGGAUACUUUAUUUAUGCACCUUCUUGCAUUUUAAUUACAUGUAAGGUGUGCACUCUAUUUAGUAAGUUAUUUGUAUUUUGGCUACAAAUGAUUUUAUUGGAUAUACUAUAGACAUUUUCUGCAGGGACUGUUGCAACUUGCUAGACAUAGGAAAAGAUGGGAGUCAAUCCAAGAUGACAUCAGCAACCAAAGGUGAACAUUUAUAUAAACAUUUGAUUUCCGAUACAAGAAUAGUCAUGUGUUUUUUCUUUGAAGGUGUGUGAUUUUAUUCUAGUGUGGAAAUUAUUAUGAUGAUCAUUCAUCAGAGAUGGGUACGUGCAUUAUUUUCUUCUUACAAAGAAAUUCAAGUUUGAAUCUUAGAUUUAACAAUUACUCCCUCUGUUCCUUUAUAUAAGGUGUAUUUGUUUUUUUUAAGUCAAACGAGUGCAAGUUUGGCCAUGUUUUUAGAAAAAUAUAUCAACAUUCACAAUACGAAUUUAUAUAUCAUUUGAUCUCAACAUAAAGAGUAAUUUCAUAUUAUAUCUAUUAGGAAUUGCAGAUGUUGUUAUUUUGUUCUAUAAUCUUUGUCAAAUAUUCAAAUGGUUAACUUGCACGGAAAUCAAUACACCUUAUAUUCUGGAACGGAGGGAGUAUUUGACAUGUCAUGAAGUGUGUAUUGCAUCACUCACAAAAACCAUAGCUUCCAUCCAGCGGCUUUGGCCGAGUUAAUUUGUGCAUUGAUGUUUCACCAUUUCCUGAAGUUAUAUAACUAUUGUGGUUUCCUUCAAGUUAAUGCGAUUACUCCAUUAAGUGAAGGUUAGUCGUUUCUCCUUGAUCAAGGCUAUUAAUUUAUAGAUGGGUUUUCGAAUAUACUCAUAGUAGUCCAGUGAUGAGUAUAAGUUGAAGCAAGAGUCUAUUAAAUAAAAAAACAUUUUCAUUUGAAAGUAGCCAUAAGAUAGAAAUGGAUAUACAUAUGUUGUAUAAUGAAACUAAGAUGUAUAUAGCAUGUCCAGCUUCGAGAGACUAUUUUCCUCUUUUUGGUUAUACUUACUACUGUCCAUUUCAAGACACAAGAAAACUAUUGCGAAACAACUUUUUUAGACUGUUUUUAUCA
Messenger RNA from Triticum aestivum (bread wheat), 3699 nucleotides. RefSeq lists its product as uncharacterized. NCBI's taxonomy places the organism in Eukaryota, Viridiplantae, Streptophyta, Magnoliopsida, Poales, Poaceae. The transcript is spliced from 4 exons. The record is from RefSeq and is a predicted model, not a curated record. The coding region runs from base 2093 to 2437 and encodes 114 amino acids.